This is a messenger RNA of Penicillium macrosclerotiorum, 1917 nucleotides long. RefSeq lists its product as uncharacterized. Gene Ontology annotation, cellular component: site of double-strand break. Bases 1 to 1917 code for a protein of 638 amino acids. Lineage: Eukaryota; Fungi; Ascomycota; Eurotiomycetes; Eurotiales; Aspergillaceae. The transcript has 2 exons. The record is from RefSeq and is a predicted model, not a curated record.
AUGGCACAAGUCCGGCCCUCUGCCGGACGCAGCACGUCAGCCCACGCGUUCGAGAGCAAACUCAGCCAGCAACUAUCACAACCUGCACCGCCAGAACUGUCUGGGUUGUCGGGCGAGUCGGCCGCGCGAUCGCCCAAGUCGCGGUCCUUGUCUGAUGCCUCCAAACCGACCUCCACGACCCAGCCGGCGACUGGUGACUUGAGUCGCCCGCCCAGCAAAGACGACAGCGCACUCCCUUCCUUGCCGGCAACUCCCAGCAGAUCGAGCCUGCACCAGUCAAGCUUGUCGCUGAACCUGCCCCCAAAAGCCUCUCUCUCCCCCUCGCUCCUCAAUCACGGCCCUCUUUCGCCCAAACUCGAUUCCUCACAAAUCUAUGGCUCCCCGGGUUCGGUCCUGCCGCGGCGCUCUCGAGGCCUCGACUUCUCCCGUGCCUGUACGAAUCUCCACCACUCCACUCUGGCGGAAUCCUCGCCGGAUUCUUCUCCAACUGUAGGUGGACGUGGUAUGAUGAUCCCUCAACGGCGGGGUUCACCCGGCCUGACUUCGGCUCCUCCGUUUUCGACCUCCGGCCCAGCAGAUCGGACCGCCAUAUCCAGCUCGGUUUCAAGCGUUAACAUGAUGGAAUCCGAUACCAGCAGUAGUGAUGAUGAUGACGACGCCAUGAUGGGAGAUCGCGAUGAUAUAAUGCUCAAUACGCCGCAGGCGGCGCGAAUGAGCGGACCCAGUCCUUUCGCGGGAGGCAGCACCCAGAGUCCUGGGAAUGACUGGAUGGGCGGCUACUCGCAAGCUGCAGCAAGUCUAAUGAGCUUCCAGCGGGCUCGGUUUCGCAAAGGGCGCAGUCGACACAGCUCCAGCAGUGCCAGUGGUAAUAGCUCGAAGCCAAGCCCAGGCCCUCAAUCCCCGCCGGUCGUCAAAAGCGUGGAGAAUCCGACGGCAGGAUAUUUUGCCCCACGCCAUUCGGUUCAUUCGCGAAGGGAAAGCCUGAGUCUUGGAACGAGGGAUCUACGGUUAUCCGAUCUCAGCGACGACGGGGAAGGCCGAGGGGUCAGAGCAGGCAGUCCCACUGCCGCAUCUCAUUCAGAUGGAGGACCAUUGGGCGUAAUUCGUCGAGCUGUCACCCGACGAGGUAGUCUUCUGCCCAAGACUAAAACUUUUGCUCGAAUUCGCGCUGCGCUCAUGGAAGAGGGUGCACCGGUCGAUAGUGACAUGAAACGCGAAGCAGAAGUGGUCCGACAGGUCCGUGAUACAGAACCAGAGACGUCCCCCACCCUCAGUACUUUCCCAUCUCGCAAGCCUCUUGAACCAGCCGACUCUUCGGAGAUUGAUCCCACCUUCACUGCGGCAAAAUCGACCACCGCUAGUGCUCCUGUCAGCUUCAGUAAGCAGGCGAGCCGCAAUUCGGGCGGGGUCGAGUUCUGGAAUUCAUUUGAUGGACGGUAUCGUACGCCGCCACCAAGCCGUCAAGCAGGCGCCUCGUCCGCGCCGGACGACGAUAUCUCUAUGGACAUGACUCCUUCCACUGCCAUAGGUUCCAUCGCUGCGGACUCCAAACAACGAUCUCGUUCUUCAACCCCGCAUGCUCCUGGAACGACAGCCAUCGUCGAGAUCUGCAGGAAACGACGGCGAGAAGAUGACUUUGAUCCUAAUCUCUUCAAGCGCCGAGCUGUCUCGCCUAGUGUCAGUGCUCAGAGCAGCCCAGUGCUGACUCAUUCCUCUACCGUUGAUACUUCUGUGCCCAAUAUCUGGGGCCCUCCGUCGAAGCUAGGACCGCCUUUCUCGGAACGACCCAGCACAGAGAAUGGCAAUGGCAAUGGAAAUAGCACUCGAAACACACCCCACGCAGGCACUGCCAAACGUGUGGGACUUCAGGGCAUGACAGAAGCUAGUGAUGGGUUUAUGAACAUGCAUAUCGAGUGA